Oikopleura dioica is the source of this 804-nucleotide messenger RNA. NCBI's taxonomy places the organism in Eukaryota, Metazoa, Chordata, Appendicularia, Copelata, Oikopleuridae. The record is from the annotation of a GenBank genome assembly.
AUGAAUCCAGUUCAGCUCAAGCCCAAAACCAUUAUCUAUUUUUUGACCAUUUUCCUGACGGGCCUUGCUUUGCUUCAUGAAAUUUUGAAGCAAACGGGAAUUGAAAAGAUAAAAGAACUCUACCUCAAGAAGAUUUCCGCUUCGAUACAUACUGUAGGGCUGUUGGAGAAAGAUCCAGAGUAUGGACUUUACAUUUCUGGUGAUUUUGCGAAGCUUCAAGAGAGUCAAGUUUAUUUCUUGGAUGCACAAGUCAAGGGCCAGGGCGAUCGACCGAUAAUUUUGCUUUUUAACUCAAUGCAGUACUCAUCCAACAUGUGGUUAAAACUCGGCGUAAUUCACGAGCUCGCGAAAAAUGGAUACCGCUCGAUCUCAAUCGAUCUUCCUGGAUAUGGCGGUUCCGACAAAGUUCCCAUCAUCGACGACGAUGCGCGACGAAUCAGACUUAUGGAGCAAAUCGUCAAGUUUUUUCAACUUGAUGAGUUUGUCGCCGUGACGCCUGGAUACUCGGGCGAAUAUUUUCUGCCUUUUAUAUUCGAAUCUCAUGCAGCAGAGAACGCGCUAGGCUGGGUUCCCAUAUCUCCAGACGGAGUCAAGAGGUUUUCUCUUGAUGAGAUUUCGCUGCUUCCCCUUCCAACGCUAAUCCUUUUCGGCGAGUACGAUUCCGCGGGCGAGCAAGACGCGCGCACCCUCGCCAAAAUGCCAAACUCGUCAAAAAAGAUCUUCUACUCAUCCGGCAAACACUGCUUCGUCGACGACCCACAAUACUUUAUUUCUUCAUUGCUGAACUUUAUGCAGACUGUGUAA